AUGUGUAUAUCCUGGAAUAUCCAAAGUAAGAGUGUUAAAGCUUUCAUUAAUCGACACGGCAAUGAUAACGAUUCAACAGAUUAUGAUCUGCAAAGUAGCGAUAUUCUGGAAGCGUCAUAUCACAAAUUUGUCCACAAAAAUCGUGCUGUUUUGGCCGCACGCGUUCGCGAAUGUUGGAGUGAUCCUGCAGUGGUAAAACUGCUACCAGAAAGAAAAAUUCUGGUGGCGGCAGGACCUGACGAAUCAGAAAUCAAGUUAGAGAAAAAUUGUCCAUCAACACUUGACUAUAUGCUUCAAUCAGAUCAUGUUGAGGCUGAUACGCGCAUGUUGCUACACGCGCAAGUUAUCCGUUACGAUGAUUACAAAACAGUUGUCAUUCAAGCAAACGACACGGAUGUGAUUAUAUUAUCCAUUGCCCAUGGUCUAUCUACUGGUGUUGAUAAUCUUUACAUCAAAUCGUUCAAUACAAUGACUAAAAUCGCCACAUGCAUUAAUCCACUUCGAAUCGCACAAGAAUUGAAACGAAAAUUUUCCGUUGACCCAACCAUUUUGCUUGUCAUCCAUGCUUUAUCCGGUUGCGACACUACAUCAUUCGUCAGGAACAUUACUAAAAGCAAUUUUUUUCGUACUUAUUUCAACAAUUACAAACGAUUUUCUCACCUGAAUGAAUUUUUUACAUCACCGUUAUCAAACAAAGCAGUUGUAGCUGCAGAGCAGCUUCUUUUAGCUUGUUAUCCGUCCUCUAGGACGCAGACUUCUCUGGACGAACUACGUGGAAUAAUGGCCGUCACUGCCUUCAAACAAAGUCACAAAAUUAUCGCUGCUAAUCUUCCACCAACGUUCAACGCAUUUUAUCACCAUUGUCUUCAUGUAGCCCGUCAAACUGACAUUUGGUGUCGAACGUUUGAACCGUAUUUAAAUCUACCACCAUUGGAUAUUUGCAAUGGCUUUACGAAGAUUAGUGAACAAGUGUAG
This is a messenger RNA of Didymodactylos carnosus, 975 nucleotides long. Lineage: Eukaryota; Metazoa; Rotifera; Eurotatoria; Philodinida; Philodinidae. The record is from the annotation of a GenBank genome assembly.